AUGGAUACCGUUUAUGGGACCAAGAAGUACUUCCAGAGCUUAUCCGGUGUUAGUGAUAUAUACAGGGCACAGACAUGUCGGCAAAUGAGUGCGGACUACACAUACCAGAACACCGUUGGCCGGAGGUCUCAACUUGGGGCGUACUAUCACAUGAACAAGCAGCCCUCGUACACGAACGAUCACAGUGUGAACAGUCAGUAUGGAUACAAUACGUGGGGCAUCUGGCGGGAUGGCAGGAACAUUGCCCCAUCCACGUUCUCGGCCAAGACGCACACACAGUACCCGAAGAAUCGCUCCUUCUCCAUUAUCCUGACCACGGCCGCUUUUAUAGUCCUUCUGGCCGUCAUUUCCAUAGCCGGCUUGGCCUUCUACUUUAGCUCCAUCAAGACCAAUCUGGAGGAUCCCAUCAUGGGUUUCGAGGGCUCUUUCCGCAUUGCCAAGGGUGAUCUCUUCUCCACGGGCCUCAAGUAUAACCACACCACGACCUACAAGCAGAAGAUCGAUUUCUACAAGCGCUUCGUGGAGCGUUCCAUGAUGGAUAAUGGCCUGACGCCGCUGCGCACCGAUGUCUGGGGCUUCGGCGAGGGUCCAUUGAUAAAGGUCUCAUUCCGGGUGUUCCUCGAUGUCCGUAAACUACCGCAAAACAUACUGAGCGUUGAGGAGUACAUUAAGGAGUCGCUGUUCCUGGAGACCUCUGCCACCAAGUCACUGUAUCGCUCAUUGAGGCUGGACACCGAAUCAGUGGAGAUCAAGCGGAUUAUGGACGAGCAGGUGGUGCGAUCUGCAGCUAUACUUAAGGAAGCACAAACGGUGCCCACUAGUCAAACCCAACUGGAGAAGCGUCUGAUGAAGAAGGGCAGCACGCCGGCACCGUCGCCACUUUAUCCGAAACCUCUGGGUGGCGGCAAUACGACGCCUAAGCCGAAGAAUCCCCUGGUGCGUACCCAUGUCGCUGACGAGGAGCCCGACAUCGACGUGGAAAAUGCUCCGGUUAUCCAGGGUUCCUUCGAGGGUUCCUUUGAGAUCACCAAAACGGAUGCAGAUAUUGCCCGCAAGAAGACGCCGCCAACUAGAGCCUAUCAGACCAGCAGCAGCAGCGCCUUGCCGCCGAAGUCCAUUGCCGUGACGCCUUACUCCUUGAGAGUGAAGCCCAAGAAGCCGGGUAUUGAGAAGCUGACAACUGUGCUGCCCCAGCAGGUCCCGUCGGGAGGUUCUGCAUCGACAACCAGAGCAACCACUAGGGCCACAAAGGCGACUACUACGACCAGGAAGAGCACUACAAGUACGACUACUUCUACCACAUCGACGACGACGACGACAACAACAACAACAACUCCAAAGCCAACAACGAGUACUACAACCACAGAAACCACUUCCACUACUACACCUCCUCCGCCGCCUAGCACCACUCGGGCUACGACAACCACAUUCACCUAUCCUCCGGUGAGCACGCCCACUUCAAGCCCAAUAGGAUCUCUACCCAAACUGGAUGCCAAUCUGUUCACCACCUUCCCCAUUUUGGAUACACAACCCUGGAGGCCGAUGCAUCGAGAGGUUCCCGAACUGUUGCCGGGACCACCGCCAGCUUUUCCCACCAAAACCCUGCCAGGUGCAGCUGGAACUACGCCCACCGUCAAUCACAUACCCCAGCGAAGGAUUGAUGAUUUCGAGUUGCCUUUCAUCGGAGACAAUCCAACGCCACCGACAGCGGCCGUGGCUCCCGUGACCAUUGAUCCGUACAGUCUUGGCUUCCUAAAUCCCGCAGUGCGCCUGCAGGAGCCUAAACCUCUAAGUCCCGUGCAGCAGCCUCAAGAUCAGGAUAUGCUCUUCUAUCACAAUUUUGGCAGUCCCGUUUUCAUGCCAGGAACUGAGAAUAUUGAGCGGCUGGGAGGAGCUCUCGUGGAACCGCACCCACUGCCUGUGCCCCUGAUAGAUGAUGUGAUCAUUCCGCCGUUUAAGCCCAUUGAUCCUACGAUAGGAACGGGUGAGAAGCUGCCCUUCAAUCUGGAUGCCAGCAACGAGAGAUUUGAACAUCUUGGCGGCGGGGUAAUAGCCAAGAAGCCGCAGGACAAGCUGGAAAAGAAGGAGCCGCAGGAUGAGACAGAGAAGCCAGUCGCUGAGGAGCAGCAAAUCAAAACUGUUCCGGAACUGAACCAGGAAAAGGAUCAGCAACUGAAGAAGGAACAGCUGGAGACUACCACUAAUUUACAGGACAAAUUGCCCACAUCUACAUCAAAGUCUCUGGUUACCAGCUCACAAAAGCCCACCAAAUCUCCUUCCUUGCCUUCGCUGAAACCAACAGACAACUCGGUGCUGGCGGACACUAUAGGUGAGUUCUUUAUGGAGCUCCUGAAUCUGCCCAAGGAGGACAAUGCCACUGCCACUCCGAAGCCAACAGGGGAUGUAAUAGAAUCCCGAAUAGAGCCAGAGGAGGAAGAGGUGACGGUGAAGCCAGUUAAGCCAAACUUUAUGAACCUGAAGGAGAUCAUUCUGCAAAGGAACACUCCCUCUUCCGUUCUCUCCAACGCCAGCUUAGAGCUGGAAUCUACAACCCCAACAACCACGACCAGUACAACGACCACGGAGGAGCCCAGGACCACGAAAAGGAAUCGUGUGCGAACGACAAGCGAAAAGCCAACCAUGAUGGAUGACUCCAACUUGUUUCCUUCGCACUCCAAGUGGGAGUUUGUCAACAGUUCUUCGGCUCAGGGAUACGGACACAACGGGAACAUGAGAAAGGUCUUCAAUCAGACGUUGCAGGCUUGGGUCUCAGAGGAUAUUGACAAGUCGGAGAACCUUACACUGAACGAUAUCAAGACGAGAAUUAACAAUGCCAGCAAUAUCCAGGACAUAUCGCUGAUCUUUGAUACGCUGGCUACAAAACUGGGCAUCACGCCCAGUGUCCCAAACAAGUUUCCGCCAUUUUCGCAAAACAAACUUAAGCAUUCGGCACCUAAAGAGGAAGUAAAGAGGCCCAUAUCCACCACCACAAUUGCUCCAAAGCCCCUAUUGCCCCUAGAGAGGGAACCUUUCAUCAAGCCCAUGUCCAGUUUUAUAGAAGAAGGCUCAUCUGAGGUCCUGGGAGCCGCCAUUCCAGUGGUCGGCGAGGCAGAAGUAGAGGUUAUUGAUCCUGUGAAGUACGAAGAGCUGCUUAAGAUCUCGCAGUUUGCCGCCAGCACAACAGAGCCGAGUGUGCACCGCCUGGUGACGCUGCUCCCAGUAAGAUCCAACUCCGGAAUCCGAACAUAUAGGCCACCUGCCGAGGAGCAGGACACGCCGCGCAGUGCACCCUCUGCCGUUCCCGUUCCAGUUCCUGCUCCCGCAACCUCUCCACGUCCCAGUGUUGGUCCCGGCAAGAUCAGUUUACGGCGCAAGAGCAAUCUAAACCAGAGCCGAAGAUUCGGCCAGCCACCCGCCGAGGCGGUGGUCAAGGGCGGCAUCCAGGUGACGGUCAAGAAGUGA
Molecule: messenger RNA, 3462 nt
Organism: Drosophila serrata
Lineage: Eukaryota; Metazoa; Arthropoda; Insecta; Diptera; Drosophilidae
Source: RefSeq, a predicted model, not a curated record